AGUAAUAAAUACUGAUAUCGUUCCCGUAAAGUGACGGUGAAAUUAUUGAAAAUCAUAAUAUUCUAUUAAAUGCAUCUACACAAAUUAUUUAUCAUUCCAUGUUCUGUUUCUUUCUUGUAAAUAUCUGCUCGGAGAGAUAGAAAAUGCAGUUACUCCAUGAUAAGAGUGACAGCGUAGUCACUCCCAAUUUCGAUUAGAUUGUGUAAAUAGAUAAAUAUAAAUUAGUUCUGAAAAAAAAUCAAUUAUCUGCUAGUGAUAAAAACAUUAAUAUAGAAUUUUUGAGGAGAACGCAUUUUUUAAUAGAAUAAAUACUGUAAUUGAAAUUCUAACCAACAAAAAUCAAAUUCAACAAUCAACUUAUAUAGGAAUGUGAAAUAAAUAUUUACAAUGUCGAAAAAUAAAUUAAACUUAACACUACCUCCUGGUGCUAUAGACCAAACACCAACAGUAACACCAACAUCUUCAUUUCAGGAAACGCCCGUAGCAAAUAAUUUGGUCCGAGGAAAUAGCAUUGAAAACUUGACUGCUCGUUUAGAAGAAUUAGAUUCAACACUUGAGAUGGAUGAUACUCAACGCAAAAGAAUAGAGGUGUUCCUAUGUCAAAAAGAAAAAAUUGGCGGCGAAUUUUCAGAUGAUGAUUUUGAAAAACUAGGGGAGCUUGGAUCGGGAAAUGGUGGGGUAGUUACUAAAGUUCGCCACAAAGGUAGUGGGUUAAUAAUGGCAAGAAAAUUGAUACAUUUAGAAGUGAAACCAGCUAUUAAAAAGCAAAUAAUCCGUGAAUUGAGAGUAUUACACAAAUGCAAUUUUGCACAUAUCGUUGGUUUUUAUGGAGCAUUCUAUAGUGAUGGAGAAAUAAGUAUUUGUAUGGAAUACAUGGAUGCAGGAUCAUUAGACUUGAUUUUAAAGAAAGCUAGUAGAAUUCCAGAGAAUAUAUUGGGUAAGAUUACAUUUGCAGUACUUAAGGGACUUAGUUAUUUAAGGGAUAAACAUGCUAUUAUGCACAGAGACGUCAAACCCAGUAAUAUAUUAAUAAACAGUUCUGGUGAAAUAAAAAUCUGUGAUUUUGGUGUCUCUGGCCAACUUAUCGAUUCAAUGGCUAACUCCUUUGUUGGAACUAGAAGUUACAUGUCUCCAGAAAGACUGCAAGGAACUCAUUAUUCUGUACAAAGCGAUAUUUGGUCUCUAGGUCUAUCAUUAGUAGAAAUGGCUAUUGGAAUGUACCCAAUUCCUCCUCCAGAUGCUAAAACAUUAGCCUCAAUUUUUGGACCUCACAAUGAUAAUGAGUCACCUGAUCACACCAAAGGACCUAGACCUAUGGCUAUAUUUGAACUCUUGGAUUACAUCGUUAAUGAACCUCCUCCUAAACUACCAUCUGGAAUAUUUACAGAUGAUUUCAAAGAUUUUGUCGAUAGGUGUUUGAGAAAAAAUCCUGAUGAGAGAGCUGAUCUCAAAACGUUGAUGAAUCACCCUUGGAUCAAAAAAGCAGAAUCAGAAGAUGUAGAUAUCGCAGGAUGGGUAUGCAAAACUAUGGAAAUUCAACCUCCAGCCAAAUAAAAAUAUUUAUUAGAUACUCAUUUACAAAAUAUCAUUUUAAAAUGUAUAAAAUUUAUCAGUCUCGUUCUAGUGGUUGAAUAUUGUUAAGUAUCAUAGAUUAGUAAUAUUCAAGUGAUAAAUCCAAUAAGUCAGUGUAUUAGAAUAUUAUUUUUUAAAAACAAAAAUAUCAAAAUAUAAGAUUUAGAAUAA
Messenger RNA from Diorhabda sublineata, 1743 nucleotides. It is a transcript of the gene Dsor1, whose product is annotated as dual specificity mitogen-activated protein kinase kinase dSOR1. The transcript has 5 exons. Bases 388 to 1554 code for a protein of 388 amino acids. Gene Ontology annotation, molecular function: protein kinase activity; ATP binding. The record is from RefSeq and is a predicted model, not a curated record. NCBI's taxonomy places the organism in Eukaryota, Metazoa, Arthropoda, Insecta, Coleoptera, Chrysomelidae. Gene Ontology annotation, biological process: protein phosphorylation.